GAUCCUGAGAAUUUCAAGGUUGCUGCCGUCCGCAAGCCCCCGGUUGGAUUUGUCUAUCACGCCCUUUCCGACCAAUCGACCUGGUGGAACUACGAUCUCAACGCCAUCAUCACUCAGUCAGUUGAGAUGAUCCACCAAGCCGCGGCUGAGGGCACCAAGUUCAUCGCCUUCCCGGAGCUCUACUUCCCUGGCUACCCUGCCUUCCGCACUCCCAACGGCCCCAAAGACUUUGAGCAGUAUGUGUCGCAGACCAUGGAGCCCGACGGCCCGGAAUGGAACACGCUCAUGCAGGCCUUUGCCGACACCAAGAUGUACGAGGUGGUGGGUUGGGCCCAGAGGGCCAAUGCAUCGCUGUUCAUGACCCAGAGUCUAGUUGGUCCCUUCGCCAACGGCUCGGCCGGAACGAUCUGGAAGCAUGAGAAGUUCCGGCCCUCGGGCACAGAGCGCUCCCUCUAUUCCGAUGGACUCCUCAACACGAUCCGCGCGCAAAAGCUCCCCUUCGGGACCGUCUCCAUGCUCCAAUGCUGGGAGCACGUGUAUCCCGAGUCGCACUUCAUCGGAUCUGCCCAGCCCGCCAACCUUCACGUUGCCUCCUUCCCAUUCGGCAACGAUGUCCCCGAAACCGACGGCGGAGACACCCCCUACGCGUACUGGCGUGCCGCAGCGAUCGGAUACCAAGCCGGCGCGGCCGGUUCGCCCGCCAUGAUUCUGCCCACCGCAGGGGCCGCAACCAUUUUCGGCCAUGAGGGCUCUCCCCUCAACGAGUCGCUGUCCAACGCGAAGGAGUCGACCGACGCCAUGCCCUACAUCACCGCCGUCUACAACACGACCGCGCUGUGGAAGGAUGUCGCGUACAGCGUCAACGACUGGUACAGCUACGGCGCCCUCAAGCACAUCAUCGAGGGUCUGCCCGACGGAAUGCCGCGU
This is a messenger RNA of Aspergillus japonicus CBS 114.51, 927 nucleotides long. RefSeq names its product carbon-nitrogen hydrolase. The record is from RefSeq and is a predicted model, not a curated record. The annotation marks the transcript as partial. Gene Ontology annotation, molecular function: catalytic activity. NCBI's taxonomy places the organism in Eukaryota, Fungi, Ascomycota, Eurotiomycetes, Eurotiales, Aspergillaceae. The transcript is spliced from 4 exons.